Molecule: messenger RNA, 1484 nt
Organism: Capra hircus (goat)
Lineage: Eukaryota; Metazoa; Chordata; Mammalia; Artiodactyla; Bovidae
Product: nuclear envelope pore membrane protein POM 121C-like
Exons: 2
Coding region: 102-1313 (403 amino acids)
Source: RefSeq, a predicted model, not a curated record
AACAGUAAGCGCUUUGCCUGGCACCCCUUAGGCAGCUAACGGAAAUCUCUCUGAGCCACUAGACUCCAUUUGAGGGUCCCGACAGUGCAGAAUUGCGCCUCAUGGGCUGUUACCUUAGCCGGCCUCGCCCUCGCCCGUCGUCACCUGCUCUGCCGGGCGGGGACCAGCCAGAGAGCCCCGAGUGCCUCGGGCCCGCGCACACCGCCAGCCGUGUUCCCCCAGCUUGCCGGGUUCACUCGGGGGCCCCAACUCUGGACCUGGCUCGCAGGCUGUCCUUUGAGGGUCUCAUGGCUUCACCCCGUCGUCGUCUGUACCGUCGCGGGUUUGUCCUAGUCCAUCGGCGGCAAUAUUCAAUCCAGCAAGCCCGGUGUUUAUUUUGGGGUUUUUUUCCCUCUGUGCCCCGGAGUGGCCAUCAGAAGCCAUUGCCGUCUGCUUGCAGUUCCAACAUGUUCUACACCUCAGUAAUCCUGAGGAUGGCAUCCACAAAGGGCAAACUGACGCUCCGUUUGCCUCUGAAGCAGACAGUCAUCUGUACAUGGUCUUCAUUUUCUGUUCACCUCCCAAACCUUUGUGUAAAGGAGAUUCUGGUGAGGGCCCUAGAAGAGAGUGGUCAACUGAGAGGAAAGGAAGACAAGGACCUGACAGCCUUGGCUGAGAGCAGAAAGGGGCUAGCAAAGCAAAAGAAAGAGCACUCAGCCCAGGAGAGUCAGGAUAAACAGAGAAGGGGCUCGAAUCCAGGUGGGAAUGCACAGUCCGCGUUUAGACGCCUCAUGAUCAACGGGGUCCUCUCUUCCUUUGUGCCCAGGCCUGGACCUCUGGUUCUCUGUUCCAAGAGCUCGGAAGAUAUCCUGAUUAGGAAAUCCCAGACCUACUUUUUGAGUUCACGCAGCAAACGAAAUGCCAUCACCAGUUCAUACAGCUCCACAAGAGGUUUCCCACAGCUCCAGAGGAGUGGUCCAGGCACAGCUGGACUCCUGGGCCCAGAGUCAUCGCAUCUUCAUGAGCUCUCAGAGAAAACCAGCGAGGAAGGCCAUCGGCCUAACCCUUCAGCCUCAAUGGAACCUCAGAGGAAGAUCGAGGAUGAAAAAAUUGCAGAUGGCCACUUAAGAAAGAAACAAAACUUAAAUUGGUCACAGUCAUCAGACAGUUCCAGGCCCCGCAAACGCAAGAUUCCUCUGCUGCUACCCACCAGGAGAAAUGGCCCACUGAUCCUUCCCCCACCCCUCCAGAUAGGUUAUCCAGUCACUGCUGAAGACCUUGACCUAGAGAAGAGAGCUGCAAUCCAGUGGAUUAACAACGUCUUGGAGGGAUGAUGGAACUAAGACCCUAAACGAUCAAAUGACUUGAGAAUAGUGACAUCAUGAUUCAUCUGCAUAGGCUCCAAUCUUCAAACACAAAUACCUAAGCUGUACUCUUUUCUUGUAGUGCAAUAUCACAUUCCAUGUAGUCAUUUUGAUACUUAAAUAAAGUAAUCAAUCUGAAGU